UUUCAACCUACAACCAUGGCCCGUAUCAUUCUGCUGUUAGCCACAACGUUAUUCUCCGUGGCGUUCGGUCAAUCGACCGGAUUCCAUCCGCUUCGCCCCUGGUGGAACUUCCGGGCCUCCGGCGUUGGUCGAGUUGUCGGCGGUUACGAAGUCAACGUCACCGACGUUCCGUUCCAAGUGUCUUUGCAGAACAGUUACGGUCACUUCUGCGGUGGAUCGCUAGUAUCGGAACGUUGGGUGCUAACGGCCGGUCACUGUGCCAGCUCUCGCGAUCGUGGUCUUCAAGUGCGCACCGGUUCCAACUGGCAUGCAUCCGGUGGAAAGGUGUACAAAGUGAAAACGGUUCACCAACAUCCGCAAUACAAUCCGGUCACCAUUGACUAUGAUUUCAGUCUUCUGGAGUUGGAAGAAGCAGUCACUUUCACUGAAGUCUCGCAACCCGUUGAGCUACCGAAAAAGGACGAGCCAGUUGAGGAUGGCGCUUGUCUGCAGGUUUCGGGCUGGGGUAACACUCAGAACCCAUCGCAAUCGAGUAACGUACUCCGAGCUACUAACGUUCCGGCGGUGUCACAGGAGGAAUGCAAUCGUGCCUAUCAAGAGUUCAACUUUGUAACGGAUCGAAUGGUUUGUGCUGGCUACAAGGAAGGCGGAAAGGACGCUUGCCAAGGCGAUUCCGGUGGCCCGUUGGUCCAUGGCAACACAUUAGUCGGUGUUGUUUCCUGGGGAGUUGGAUGUGCUGAGCCCGGAUACCCUGGCGUUUAUUCCCGUGUGGCUGCCGUUCGGGACUGGGUUAAGCAAGUCAGUGGAGUUUAAGGGAUAAUGGGACAGCGAUGAUGAAUUUAUGGAAAAAUAGUAUAUCAAAAUAAAUUAUAAUAAAUAAAAUUA
This is a messenger RNA of Aedes albopictus (Asian tiger mosquito), 885 nucleotides long. Its product is annotated as trypsin 5G1-like. NCBI's taxonomy places the organism in Eukaryota, Metazoa, Arthropoda, Insecta, Diptera, Culicidae. The record is from RefSeq and is a predicted model, not a curated record. The transcript has a single exon. Bases 16 to 813 code for a protein of 265 amino acids. Gene Ontology annotation, biological process: proteolysis. Gene Ontology annotation, molecular function: serine-type endopeptidase activity.